This is a messenger RNA of Vicia villosa (hairy vetch), 1913 nucleotides long. RefSeq names its product squamosa promoter-binding-like protein 13A. Lineage: Eukaryota; Viridiplantae; Streptophyta; Magnoliopsida; Fabales; Fabaceae. The record is from RefSeq and is a predicted model, not a curated record. Gene Ontology annotation, cellular component: nucleus. Gene Ontology annotation, molecular function: DNA binding. Bases 351 to 1610 code for a protein of 419 amino acids. The transcript is spliced from 4 exons.
UGAAAUGUGAAACACAAUUCCAUAUGCUUGCUUUGUCAUGAGCAUCCAUUCUUUCUUUGUACUUGUCUUUUCCUGACUAUUAUUAAAAGUUGAAAGCAACCAACAGCCUGUCCUUAUUAUCACAAUUAUCUUCUUUCUUUCCUUUCUCAAGCUUCACAAACCCCUAUUUCUAGUAAAAAAUUAACUAGUUUAAAACAUAACACACCCUUUCUAUCUUUCAUUCAUCUUCUUCUCUCUCUCUUUUCUCCCCCAACUUUCAGUUUCCUCUUCAUUACAUAUACAUUUUUUACUCUCUUCUUAAAUCCACAAAUUUCAUCUCCCUAAUAAGAAGCAUCUUGUGUUGUUGUGUUAUGGAGUGGAACAAUUUGAAAGCACCUUCAUGGGAUUUAACUGAAAUGGAACAAGGAACCUUAAACAACAUAGAAACAACAAUGGAUGGUUCAAGGAGUUAUGGAUUUGGAGAUUAUAGAACAACAAAAGGGGAAUUUUCUGUUGACUUGAAACUUGGUCAAGUUGGAAAUUCUAGUACUGAAUCAUCAAAAUCCAAAGAUGUUGUUACUGGUGGUGGUGUUGGUGGAGGUGGAGGAGUUUCGAAAAUGGCAUCUUCGUCGUCUUCGACUUCGGGCUCGUCUAAGAGAGCUAGAGCUAUUAACAAUGGAACUCAUAUAGUUUCAUGUCUAGUUGAUGGUUGUCAAGCUGAUCUUAGUAUUUGUAGAGACUAUCAUAGACGCCAUAAGGUUUGUGAACUUCAUUCUAAGACUGCUCAGGUCACUAUUGGUGGACAUAAACAAAGGUUCUGCCAACAAUGUAGCAGGUUCCAUUCACUUGAAGAAUUUGAUGAAGGAAAAAGGAGUUGCAGAAAACGUCUAGAUGGUCACAACAGAAGAAGAAGAAAGCCACAAGCAGAAGCUAUAAGUCGAUCUAGUAGCUUUUUGUCCAAUUACCAAGGAACCCAGCUGUUACCCUUCUCAAGUUCACAUAUAUACCCUUCAACUGCUAUGAUGAACCCUACUUGGGGUGGAACAGAUGUUAGACUCCAUACCCAACACCAACAACAAAUGCACCCCCAUCUUGUCCCAAAACAAGACCUUUUCCUAGGAACAUCCUCUCUAUCAACCAACAACACAUACAAACAAGGGAAGCAACUAUCAUCAUCAUCAUCAUCAUCAUUCAUUCAUCAAGCUACUAACCACCAAAGCCAUCAGCAACAUCUUUCAUCUUCUUCCAUGAAUCCAUCUUUUACCAGGACAAACCCUUUUUCAGAAAGAUACAAAAUGAUUUGCGACAGCAACAGCAGCAACAACAAUAACAGCAACGCUUCUUGUGCUCUCUCUCUUCUGUCAUCACCGCCGCUACCCGUAGUAUCAUCACAGACACAUGAUCAUCAUCAUCAUCAUCAGAUGGUGAAUAAUACUAUUCAUUCAUCUUUUAUGCAACCCUUAGGUUUGAGUUUGCAUGAUCAUAGCUUGGGGUCUGUGGACCAUGUUUUGGGUCCAAAUGAUCAGACUGGUCAUUGUUCAUCCAUUUAUAAUAUGGGAUCUAAUGAGUCUCAUUCUCAGGGAGAUAAUAAUGAUGCUCCUCCUCCAUUAUAUCCUUUUCAAUGGGAUUAGAAUUAUUAUUAGAGGAUUUUAUUUAUUUUGUUGUUAUAAGGAUGCUGUUACCUUAAUUUGUGUACUAGUUCUGAAUUCUUAAUUUGUAUGUGUCUUUAAUGCAUGAAUGUAAUGGACUACUAUGUAUUAUCGUUUAAGAAUAACAUGUUUCGUGUGUUUGAGGAACUAAAUUCUGAAUGUGAAGUAAAAAUGGAUUGGACAUUCAACUGAUUUAUUUUGAAUGUUAAAGAAGUUUGAAGACCUCAUCCACUCCCUCCCUAUGAAUAAAAAAGUGACACAAAACAAAGUAGGGUUAAGACCUUG